AUGAGCAGUGAAACGAGCUGCACUGAAACGAGCUGCAGUGAAACGAGAUGCAGUGAAACGAGAUGCACUGAAACGAGCUGCAGCGAAACGAGCUGCAGCGAAACGAGCUGCAGUGAAACGAGCUGCACUGAAACGAGCUGCAGUGAAACGAGCUGCACUGAAACGAGAUGCAGUGAAACGAGCUGCAGUGAAACGAGCUGCAGUGAAACGAGAUGCAGUGAAACGAGCUGCACUGAAACGAGAUGCAGUGAAACGAGCUGCACUGAAACGAGCUGCAGUGAAACGAGCAGCAGUGAAACGAGAUGCAGUGAAACGAGCUGCACUGAAACGAGCUGCACUGAAACGAGAUGCAGUGAAACGAGAUGCAGUGAAACGAGCUGCACUGAAACGAGCAGCAGUGAAACGAGCUGCUGUGAAACGAGCAGCAGUGAAACGAGCUGCAGUGAAACGAGCUGCACUGAAACGAGCUGCAGUGAAACGAGCUGCAGUGAAACGAGCUGCACUGAAACGAGCUGCAGUGAAACGAGCAGCAGUGAAACGAGAUGCAGUGAAACGAGCUGCACUGAAAUGAGCUGCAGUGAAACGAGCUGCACUGAAACGAGCAGCAGUGAAACGAGCUGCUGUGAAACGAGCUGCUGUGAAACGAGCAGCAGUGAAACGAGCUGCAGUGAAACGAGCUGCUGUGAAACGAGCAGCAGUGAAACGAGCUGCAGUGAAAUUAGCUGCUGUGAAACGAGCAGCAGUGAAACGAGC
Molecule: messenger RNA, 753 nt
Organism: Pelmatolapia mariae (spotted tilapia)
Lineage: Eukaryota; Metazoa; Chordata; Actinopteri; Cichliformes; Cichlidae
Product: keratin-associated protein 9-1-like
Exons: 2
Cellular component (GO): keratin filament
Source: RefSeq, a predicted model, not a curated record